This is a messenger RNA of Striga asiatica, 726 nucleotides long. NCBI's taxonomy places the organism in Eukaryota, Viridiplantae, Streptophyta, Magnoliopsida, Lamiales, Orobanchaceae. The record is from the annotation of a GenBank genome assembly.
AUGGUCGAUGGAAGGGCCCGUUUCGUGUUGACAUCCUCUGGGUUCGACAGAGAGCAAGUUGACGGGUCAUUGUACGAUGGUCCGCCUGUGUUUGAUGAAGGACUCGAGGAGGUGGAGGAGCGGUUUGACCGGGUCCUUGAUUGCUCGAUCCAAAUACUCCACCCGGACCGGUUUCGGCUCCGGGUCGACCCGCCGGGCCGGUCCGGGUCUCAAAACACUGGUCUUACUGGCGAAGUGGACGGUCUCUACGACGGUCCGCCGAUCUUAGAUGAGGAGCCUUCGAGGCUGAAGGAUGAAACUGGAACUGCUGCUAUUAAAACCGUUGAAGAAGACACGCGGUUAUAUAUGUUGCAGCAGUUUCAUGAAGGGAAGUGUGAGGUUGCCAUUGUUGAUGAUGGUGCACUUUCCAAAUCGAUUCUCGGAAACCGAAAAUGUUAUUUAUUGGAUUGUGGUUCCAAAGUAUUUGUUUUGGUUGGUUGGGUAACUCAAGUGGAGGAGAGGAAAAGUGUCAUUCGCGCAGCCGAGGAUUUUGUGGCUCGCCAAGGUAGAUCACAGUGCCGUUCAACCUUCGUGUUCGACCGGGGAAAACGACGGAGAUUUUGUAACUCAAGUAGGAAUACUAUGGUUCGACACCACACGCCGGCCACGGGUGCGCAGGCGAAGCUUUCCGAAUCGGGGGAGAAUGGCUUCCCUACAUCAGGAACUCCGUGGCAAGUGCGUGAUUAA